Molecule: messenger RNA, 2652 nt
Organism: Brassica oleracea var. oleracea
Lineage: Eukaryota; Viridiplantae; Streptophyta; Magnoliopsida; Brassicales; Brassicaceae
Product: BTB/POZ domain-containing protein NPY1
Exons: 4
Coding region: 759-2477 (572 amino acids)
Molecular function (GO): protein binding
Source: RefSeq, a predicted model, not a curated record
AUAAAUCACCAUCAUUCCUCUUCCCUUCCCGAGUUCAAAACCAAGGAUAAUUAAAAACUUUUUUAAUUGAGAUUUGAGCCAGAGAGAGAAGAAGAAGAAUAGAAGAAGGGAACGAGAAGAUCUCCAGCGGAUCAUCUCUGCUUUAAAAGCAUUGGCGGCGACUGGCUUCAUCUCUCUCUCCUCUUCCUACUCCUUAUUAAUUCCCUCUCUUACUUGCUACACAAAACCCUUUUCUUCUCUCUCCUCUCUUUAUCUUACGCCAUUUACGUUUUGCUUUUCUCUGUGUGUGAUUAUUAUGACGAUGGGAUUUUCUUUCUGAAACUUUUUAUUUUCUUGGAAAGUUGACAGAGAGGAAAAUUAAAUAAAAUAAAAAUAAAUAAAAAAGCUUGAAACUUUAUGGUUCUUCUCUGUGACCACAGAGAGGCAAUAAAUGCGUUUAUAAAUGGUUAGUUGAGAUUAGGAGAAAGAACAUAAAAGUCCCGUAGCCCGAGGAGAGUUUGGGUUUCUUGCAGAAAGAUAGUGAGGCAAAACAUGGGUUUGGUUCUCUCUUGUCUCUCUUUUAACUUUCAUCCCCAUUAACUGUCUCUCCCUCUUCCAGCAAAGCUCAAGUUAAAAGAAACCACGUUUUCCCCUUUUUUUCCUUCCUUUUCUCACCUUCUUGUUCUGGUUUUGAAUUGAGAAAGUGUAAAGCUUUGAGCUUUUUUAGUACUAAGCUGCUGUAGAGUCAAACAAAGGUGUGGUAAAGAAGACGAAGAAAGAUGAAGUUCAUGAAACUAGGGUCUAAGCCUGAUACAUUUGAAUCUGAUGACAAAUUCCACAAGUACGCAGUUUCGGAUCUAGACAGCGAUGUUACCGUCAUUGUCGGAGAGUUUACAUUUUACCUCCAUAAGUUCCCGCUGCUAUCUAAGAGCAAUAGGAUGCAGAGACUUGUUUCUGAAGCGAGCGAGGAAAACACCAAUGACAUCACUAUAUCAGACAUCCCUGGAGGACACAAAGCGUUUGAGAUCUGCGCUAAGUUCUGCUACGGGAUCACGGUUACACUCAACGCUUACAACAUAACCGCCGUGCGAUGCGCAGCUGAGUAUCUCGAAAUGACCGAAGACGUUGACCGCGGUAACCUCAUCUACAAGAUCGAAGUCUUCCUCAACUCAGGCAUUUUCAGAAGCUGGAAAGACUCCAUCAUCAUGCUUCAGACAACCAAGUCUCUUCUUCCAUGGUCCGAAGAUCUAAAGCUCGUUGCUAGAUGCAUUGAUUCUGUCUCAGCUAAGAUUCUGGUCAACCCCGAGACCAUCACUUGGUCUUACACACACAACAGGAAGCUAUCUGGACCUGAUAAGAUUGUUGAGAGAGACGAGAAUGCGAUUCCUAAAGAUUGGUGGGUGGAAGAUGUGUGCGAGCUUGAGAUUGAUUUGUUCAAGAAAGUGUUGAGAGCUGUGAAGUCAAGUGGGAGGAUGAACAAUGGUGUAAUCAGUGAAACUCUUAGGUACUACGUUGCGAGAUGGUUACCUGAAUCUAUUGAGUCAGAAGCAGCUUCUUCAAACAAACAUCUCGUUGAGACUGUUGUUUCCUUGCUGCCGAGGGUUAACAGAGCGAUGAGCUACUCUACUUGCAGCUUCUUGCUGAAACUACUCAAGGUCUCGUUCUUGGUUGGAGUUGAUGAGACGGUGAAAGAAGAUUUGGUUGAUAACGUGAGCUUGAAGCUACAUGAGGCCUCGGUUAAGGAUCUGUUGAUUCAUGAAGUUGAGUUGGUUCAUAGGAUUGUUGAUCGGUUCGUGGGGGAUGAGAAGCGUGUCUGGGAGGAUGAUAGAUACAAGGAGUUUGUGCUAGGGAACGGGGUUUUGUUGAGCGUGGGGAGAUUGAUCGAUGCGUAUUUAGCAAGUAACCGUGACCUAACGCUCUCUAGCUUUGUUGAGUUGUCUGAGCUAAUUCCGGAAGCAGCUAGACCUAUUCACGAUGGUCUCUACAAAGCUAUUGACACUUUCUUGAAGGAACAUCCGGAGCUAACUAAAUCUGAAAAGAAGAGACUUUGUGGGUUAAUGGAUGUGAGGAAGCUGACGAGUGAAGCAUCAGCACACGCAGCGCAGAACGAGCGGCUUCCGUUACGAGUGGUGGUGCAAGUUCUCUACUUUGAGCAGCUCAGAGCUAACCACAGCCCCGUGGGUUCUGUUGCAGCUUCCUCCCACUCGCCUAUCCCGCCGGUGAAGAAGGCGGAGGAGAGCAUAGUGGUUGUCGAUGAAGAAGCGGCGAAGAAGGUGGGGCUGAGCAAGAAAAGCAGAGGAAGCAAGAGCACGAGGAGUGGUGGUGGUGCUGGUGGACCGCAGCUGAUGCCGUCGAGGUCAAGGAGGAUCUUUGAGAAGAUAUGGCCAGGGAAAGGUGAGAGUAACAAGAGCUCUGAAGUUUCGUCUGGUAGCUCGCAGAGUCCGCAGGCGAAGUCUUCGAGCUCGUCGUCCCGGCGCCGGAGACAUUCCAUAUCUUGAAGGGUCUAAGUCUCAAAACGUUCAGGAGAACGAAGUUGUAAAGAGUCAAGGUCAUAACUUAUUAUUAUAAGUGUGUAGGAUUUGUGGUAGUUAAAAGUACUGAUGAAGUUAUCGUUAUGUGUUUUCUGCUGUUUUUGUUUGAGUUAUUAACAUAAAUACACAUUAUGUCUUUUUA